Messenger RNA from Gadus morhua (Atlantic cod), 5532 nucleotides. RefSeq names its product casc3 exon junction complex subunit (gene casc3). Lineage: Eukaryota; Metazoa; Chordata; Actinopteri; Gadiformes; Gadidae. Bases 35 to 2989 code for a protein of 984 amino acids. Gene Ontology annotation, molecular function: mRNA binding. The record is from RefSeq and is a predicted model, not a curated record. The transcript has 12 exons. Gene Ontology annotation, cellular component: exon-exon junction complex. Gene Ontology annotation, biological process: mRNA processing.
UGCGUUCUUCCGGUUCAACAUUCCAAUUCCUAAAAUGGCGGACCGGCGGCGGAGACGGCGGCGCGCGUCCCAGGACAGCGAGGAGGACGAUGAGUCCGGUUCGGGUUCGGAGAAACCAAGGUCCGGGUCACCUGCGGCGAAGCCCCGUGGAAGGGACCCGGAGCCCGUGGAAGUGGUAGCCAACCGGACAUUACCGAAAACCGAAGCCGAAUCAGAAUGUGAGAGUGAAGAUGAAGUAGGAGAAGCAGUGCUCUCUGACUAUGAAAGUGCAGAUCCUGAGGAAGAGAAUGGCUCUCAUUCUGAGGGAGGAGAGGAGAGAGAAGAUUUCUACAGCGAUGAAGAGGCCUCAGCCAGCCGAGCUCAGAGCUCCACCACCAAAGCCCCUGAACAGGUGGCCGAGCUGGUGGUGGAGGAGGAGCGGGCAGUAGUGAAGUUGGAAGACGGUGGAUUGGAAGACGGUGGAUUGGAGGAUGGUGGAGGGUUGGUGGAAGGCGGCGACUUGGUGGAAGGCGGCGUCUUGGCGGAAGGUGGCGACCUGGCGGAAGGCGGCGACCUGGCGGAAGGCGGCGACCUGGCGGAAGGCGGCGACCUGGCGGAAGGCGGCGACCUGGCGGAAGGCGGCGACCUGGCGGAAGGCGGCGACCUGGCGGAAGGCGGCGUCCUGGCGGAAGGCGGCGUCCUGGCGGAAGGCGGCGUCCUGGCGGAGGGCGGCGUCCUGGCGGAGGGCGGCGUCCUGGCGGAGGGCGGCGUCCUGGCGGAGGGCGGCGUCCUGGCGGAGGGCGGCGUCCUGGCGGAGGGCGGCGUCCUGGCGGAGGGCGGCGUCCUGGCGGAGGGCGGCGUCCUGGCGGAAGGCGGCGACCUGGCGGAAGGCGUUGUCAUGGUGAAAGGUGGCGAAAUGCCGGAAGGUGGAGAGAUGGUGGCAGGCGGCGAUUUGGUGGAAGGUGGCGAUUUGGCGGAUGAUGGAGAGUUCCUGGAAGAUGGAGAAUUGGUUGAAGAGGAAGGACAACAAGAAGACGGGGAGGAUAGAGAAGAGAGUAAGCUGGAGGGCAAGGUUGACGAGAAGGAAGGGGAUCGGUCUGGAGAGAGGCAGAGUGGAGAUGGACAGGAGUCCACUGACGAUCCAGAGGCUAAGCCGGGUCAGAAGUUGGAUGAUGAUGAGGACAGGAAGAACCCGGCCUAUAUCCCCAGGAAGGGGCUGUUCUUCGAGCACGAUGUCAGGGGACACGCCCAGGAGGAAGAGAGACCUAAAGGCCGUAACAGGAAGCUGUGGAAGGACGAGGGCUGCUGGGUGCACGACCGCUUCCGGGAGGAGGAGCAAGCGCCAAAGAGCAGGGACGAACUGGUGUCCAUAUACGGUUAUGACAUCCGGAACGGGGGUCGGCAGACACGAGACACGCAGUACAGACAGCGGCGACCGAGACAGGAAACGUCACCCAGCAGAGACAAGCGCUGGAGUGGUGGUGGUGGUGGUGGUGGUGGCGGCGGUGGCGACAGAGGUGGCGGCGACAGACCAGUCCGCUCUUGGCACAGUGGCGGCGGCAGUAACCGCAUGGGAGCCCCGCCUCCUUCAUCUUCACACCCAUCUUCCUCUUCCCCUCUCCCGCCUUCCUCCUCUCAACGCAGCCAACACCCACCGCCCUCCAGCAGACCACCGCCCCCAAACCACGCCCCGCCCAACCGGGGCUUCCAGAACAGCAGACCGUCUCAGCACAACGCCCCGCAGCAGUCUCAGUACAGGAACAAUGAAUCAAACGCACCUCCUCACUACGGUCGAGACAGGCAGGGUCCCAAGGCGGAGCCGGGCCACGGCCACCGGCAGGCUUUCUCAUUGGCCGACGAGGAGCCGGGCGUGGUGAACAGGACGGGGCGUGGCAGCGUCGGGAGGGGCGGUCCCUCUGUGGUGGUCGAAGAGAUCUACAGCGACAACGGCGGCACGCAAGAGGACAACGUCCGCACCGCUUCCCCGCAGGCCUCGGCGCACACGGGCGGACGCAUGUCGUCGCCGCCGCCGCCGCGGCGACAUCAUCAUCAGCUGGAGCAGAGGGGCGUCGCUGAUCGGUCGGGCUCCUCCGGGUCGGCGGUGUCGGAUCCCAGGUCCGCACCGGCCAAUCAGGAGGCCUCGCCGCCUCCCGAGCGGCCGGUGGAGCGCAAGUCGUACUCGUUGGCGCGCAGGACUCGCUCGCGCCCCGCCGACCUGGGCAGCAAGCAGACCUCCGUUGAGGAGACGGCGGGGGUUGUUCCCUCGGCGACCGGCACCGCGGGCAAGAGCUGGGCGGCGGGAGAAGGCCCCGUCCCGACGGCGGCGCCGGGGCUAGCGGUGCUGGACCAGGAUCUGGCCAGGAUGAAUCGGUCUGGGCCCAACUGGGCUCAGAACCCCACAUCCUACAUGCGCUCCGAACUCCGAGGACUCCCGACCCCCAUUCAGAUGCCCGGGGGUCCACCUCAGUUCCCUGGCAUGGAGGAGAUGGGUGUGGGCGCCAGCAGGGCCAAGCGCUACUCCUCCCAGCGGCAGCGGCCCGUGCCCGAGCCCGGCCCGCCCCUCCACCUCGGGGUGAUAGAGGGACACUACUACGAGCCCAUGUCGUACCAAGGACCAAUCUAUGCUCACGGUGAAACCGCGGCCCCCAUCCCUCCCCAAGGCAUGCUGGUCCAGCCCGAGAUGCACAUCCCCCACCCUGGACUCCACCCACACCCAUCCGCCGGUCCGAUAGCGAACCCCACGCUCUACGGGGCCCCACCCGUUUCCUUGUCGCCGGGGCAACCCCAGCAAAUGAUGGCUCCGCCCUUCUACACGCCACCUGGGGUGAUGACCUUCCCCUACCCAGCCAUGUACACCAACCCACAGGCCCAGUCCCAGGUGUACGGCGGAGUGACCUACUACGACACCAUGCAGCAGCAUGCCCAGCCCAAGCCCUCGCCCCCCCGACGAUCCUCGCAGCCAGUCACCGUCAAGCCCCCCCCACCAGAAAUGUCCUACGCCUUGGAGUGACCCCCCCCCCCCCCAAACCGGCCUGUACCCCUCUGUCUAUCCCACCACCGUCUCAACCACCACAAAAAUGAUUUAUUCUGGAGCAGGGUGGGAGUGUGACUUAGGAGUUGUGGGUCCACAUCGACCAAUCCGAGAAACAUCGGCGAGGGGAGGAGGAGGUUGAAGGAUGGGGUGUCGGGCGGGGCCACGGUGCUCGGCAGCCAAUCGGAAGCCUCUCCUGUGAAUUUAGAUGAUUUGAAGUAUCAGAUGAUUUGGUCAAAGGUGUAUUUUUUUAGUUUUCUUUUUGACUAGUGCUCCCCAGUGGUGACGUGUCUAGUGUUGAGUGUGGGUCACGACAAGUGAGCAAGGCAGCCUGCUGUCACGUGCCCGCCUUAUGUCCGGUGGGUCAGUGCUCUUAGUGUGUUGAAACACGGCGGCGGCAGCAGUCGGUAUGUCACUCUCACUACUUGAAAUGUAACACAAAUGGAGGUCCAGCUGUGUGUCUCCACGUAAUAACCCUUUAGAAACCACUCUGAAUUUCAUAUGGGGUUUUGCAAACUGUCAUGGCAUGCGGCCCACAAUGUAUAGCUCAAUAUAUUCAGUUUAUUGUAUAAAAAAAGAUUAUAAAGAGGCAGAAAUUAAUCAAAUAAUUUUUAUUAUGGCAAUAACAGGGAGUGUUUAACGAGAGACCCAGGUAUAUAAAGUUAUACUUGUUUAAUGGAUUCAAAUGGUCAUUAUCUUUUAUAAAACGUUUUUAUUUACCUUUAUGUCCACUUCUGCCCUUGGCUGAUUCAUUUUGUUAUGGAAGGAAAAAGGAGUUUACUCCUUUCUAUCCUUCGGCCUAUGUCACCGUACUGUAGUUUUCCUUGGAGUCACAUGAUAUUUGUGUUAGUUACUUAAGCCUGGGACCUGAGAACAAAUCCCCCCCCCCCCUCAGACCAGAGAAGACUCGGUCAGAAAAACCCUUUUGUCUUGAUAUAGUUGCACGUUGAGUUCAUAAUUGUAUCCAUUAUUUGCUUGGAAUUGGUAUAUAGACUACAUGUUACUUUUUUCAAUGUUGUGUCAUUUGGUUGAUUUCUUUGUCAGUUAAUCAUAAAUGGUGCAAGUGGUACAUGAUUCAUUGCUAAUAUCAGCAGUCGUGUGUGUAUAUACAUAUAUAAAAUGUUGCUGUACAUAUCUAAAUCUGUAUAUAGAAUGUUGAUGGAGGCAAAGUGAAGGUGGGAACGAUUGUUAUACUACUGCUACUGGCUCCUCCCACUCAACUCGAAUUGAAUGUGUCAGAAACCUGGGCAGAAUCUACGGUCGUCCUUUUUUUGAGCUAAAGCAUUGAAUAGUACUAUAAACAAGUCCAAGGCACCCUUUGAUUUCAUGGUCAUCUUAGUUGGUUGCUCUAGUUUAAUUUAAUUUCUGUCUCUUUGGAUUCUCUAUUUUGGUCAUUAGGGGCGUCCUACACCAAGGGGGGGGUUUACUUGACCUGGUCUUUGGAUUGUUUUGUGUAAGAAAAGUGUUGGGUUAUGAAUGCAUGUGAUGCAAUGACAUUUAGAAUUUCUCCCCGUUAUGGGUUUGAUCUCAGUCCAAUAAAAGAACAUCACAGCUUGCUACUGAUUAGUUUACCGUGUACAGGUGACCUCUUCCUAUUCCUUUAGGCCUAUUUCCAGCAACAUGGGGCUUACAGCUAAUGUUUAGUUAUUACACCGGACAUGCAAAUACUACAAUGGAGUUUCUAGUUUUUACCCAAGGUGUAUCUUCUAAAUCAUCAAUGACCCCACACUUUAGUUAACAUAGUUGCAUGUUUUCUCAAGACUAGGAUAUGUUCCAUAAGGUCUGGCGUUGCUCAAAUGAUUAAGAGCUUAAUACAUUUUUUGUUAAUCUAAUACACCCUUUAAAAGUGGAAACAAGAUGCUUCUUCAGUCUGUCUUCAUUAAUAUACUUCCCUAUGCUUUCGCAGCAGUUGUGUGCAGUCUUUUUUGUCAAACGGGGUGCUUUCUAAUUUAGUGGCCAGUGGAUAAUGGUUUGGGGUGAAAGCUGAUUGAUAUGCAUGUGUGCCUAAUGGGGACCAUUUGUAUUGAAUGAAACUACUGCAGGAAAAUGUUAAUGCAUUUCUGUUGGUAAAGGGUUCGGGACUGUUAACGCACACGUGCAUCCCUAGUGUAUCAGCUUUUGUUGACCAAACUGGUAGCAUUCUGUAAUCCGCCUUAUAUAAGAAACACGCUUCUGAUCUAACAGGACAGCGCAUGCUUUUAUUCUGCUUCCAUUUCAGGACAUAGGGGGUUGAUUCAUUAAAAGACAAUUUCAAAUUUUGUUUUUUGCACUGGCACAUAUUCUGAUUUUGUUUUAAGAAAAUCCAAUGCCUUUAUGAAUUUCCUGGAUUGGAACACUCUACGAUGCACACAGUGCUGGUGUUGACAACAUAUCUGUUAGCUGAUUGACCUUUGAGUUGAAAAGACUUUGUUCACUGUGAUAACAGUUCUUUCAUAGCCGUUUUAAUGUUCCAAAUGGAGACAUGUUUUUUCUUUGAGUUUUUCUUUCCAUUCAGAAGAACAAUAAAGUACAUGGUUAAUGUA